AUGUUCCAUGAGGUGCUGCGGGGCCCCUUCCCACCCAGAGCGCUGCCUUUUGUGGCAGCGGUGCUUUUCCAGAGGAAGGAGAGGAAGGACGCCGGGCUCCCUCAGGGGCGGUGGGAAAAGCACCCUUACUACAACCUAACAGUAAAAGUCCUUCGAGCCAGAAACAUCAAGGGUACAGAUGUGUUGUCCAAGGCAGACUGCUAUGUGGAACUAAAGCUGCCCACUGCAUCGCCCAGUGUCUCUCGAACUCAGGUGGUUGACAACUCUGAGAACCCAGAAUGGAAUGAAACUUUCCAGUAUCGAAUCCAUAGUGCUGUCAAGAACAUUCUGGAGCUGACCCUCUAUGAUAAGGAUGUCCUUGUCAGUGAUGAGCUCACCUCUAUUGUCUUCGACGUGGGGGGCAUGGGGCUGGGCCAGCCCCUGCUACGCACCUUCAGGCUGAACUCUGAGGCUAAUGAAGAGCUGGAUGUAGAGUUUUUCUUGGAGAAAUGCUCAGAUGCCCCUACAGAAGUGUUGACCAAUGGAGUCCUUGUGGUUCAUCCUUGCUUGUGUCUGCAAGGCACUGUCAACAAAGAGGAAAGUACAAAAGAGAAACAGCAAGGAUGCUGUGAGGUCAAGGUGUCUGUCCCAGGGGCAUAUCAAAAGCAGUUGUCUAUUCCUUGGACACCAGGCAGUGAGAAGGAUUAUGGAACCUCGUUUGUCUUUCAUGUGGGUAAAGAAGUAUGUCCAGAACUGCAAGUGGAGUUGGAGCAAACCAUAUCUGUCCUACAGGAUGGUGUGAACCCUGAUAUUGAAAAGCAUACUACAGUUCUGGGACUGGGGACUGUACCAAUUAAUUCCCUUCCUAUUGGAGAAAAAGUUGAUAGAAUCGUUUCUUUGGGAGAGGGAAAAAGUUUGGAUAUGAGUUUGAAAGCUGAAGAGAGCACUUGGGAUCUUGAUAUACGUCUGGGUUUCGAUCUCUGUAAAGAGGAGAAAGAAUUUUUGGACAAAAGGAAGAAAGUAGUUUCUGAGGCACUAAGGAAGAUUCUUUGCUUAAAGGAAUCCCCUCCAAAAGAUGAGGUUCCUGUUGUGGCAGUACUGGGCUCUGGAGGUGGGAUGAGAGCACUGACAUCAUUCUAUGGCAGCCUUGCUGGGCUGCAGCAGCUGGGCCUUCUGGAUGCUACAGUAUACGUCUGUGGGAUUUCUGGCUCUACUUGGUGUUUAUCAACACUCUAUCAAGACCCUGACUGGUCACAGAAAGACCUUCAAGAUGCAAUCAGAAGAGCUCAGAGUACUGUGUCCAGCAGCAAAGCAGGGGCAUUUUCCCCAGAACGACUGAAAUACUAUUUCCAGGAGCUUAAUGCCAUGGAGAUCACUGGACGGAACGUCUCCUUUACAGAUUUGUGGGGCCUUAUUGUGGAAUAUUUCCUGCAACAGAAGGAAGAUCCAUCAAAGCUGUCUGAUCAGCAGGAAGCAGUGAAAUGGGGCCAGAACCCUUAUCCUAUCUAUGCAGCUGUCAAUGUGAGACCCAAUAUGAGCAGUGGUGACUUUGCAGAAUGGUGUGAGUUCACUCCCUAUGAAGUUGGAUUUCGCAAAUAUGGAGCUUUUGUUCGAACAGAGAAUUUUGACAGUGAGUUCUUCAUGGGACGGCUUGUCCAGAAACAUCCAGAGCCCAGGAUUUGUUUUCUACAAGGAAUGUGGGGCAGUGCCUUUGCUGCGAGCUUGGAUGAUAUCUGCCUGAAAGUGGUUGGUAUAGGACUGAGCUUUCUAGAUUCUUUCAAAGAUGUUAUCACAGUUGUAGAUGACUGCCGGAGAUUCCAUUUCCGAGACCCAGCGCGACUGAAGACUCGCUUGGUUAUACCUGGGGGCCCCUUGCUACAAAUUUUUCAGGAUUUCUUCAAGUCCCGGGUCACAUGUGGCGAAACUUUCAACUUCAUGAAGGGAUUGUAUCUUUAUAAGGAUUAUGUUAACAUCAAGAAAUUUGUGACUUGGAGAGGUACUCACCUGGAUGCAUUUCCCAACCAGCUGACUCCCAUGGAAGAGAGUUUGUAUUUAGUGGAUGGUGGCUUUUCCAUCAACUCUCCCUUUCCUUUGGUACUUCAGCCAGAGAGGGAUGUGGAUGUUAUCUUGUCAUUCAAUUUUUCCUGGGAAGCUCCAUUUGAGGUUUUAGAGCUGACUCAGAAAUACUGUGAGGAGCGGGAAAUUCCUUUUCCAAAAAUCAAAUUUAGUGAGGAAGAUGAAAAGAACCCAAAAGAGUGUUACAUGUUUGUGGAUGAUAAUAAUCCAAAGGCUCCAAUUGUACUCCAUUUCCCACUGGUGAAUGACACCUUCCAGAAAUACAAAGCUCCAGGAGUUGAACGUGAGUCAGAAGAAGAGAAAUCCUUUGGUGACUUCAUCAUUGAGUCAAAAGAUUCCCCUUACCGUACACUAAACUUCACUUUUGAGCCAUAUGAUUUCAGCAGGUUAGUGGAAGUGAACUGCUACAAUGUUCUGAACAACAAGGACACUCUCCUCAAAACCUUAAACUUUGCUCUGCAAAGGAGGAAGUUGAAGAAAGUCAUCAAUAAGUCAAAUGCAUGAGCAGUUUCCAACACUGAGGAUACAGAGGGGCUGCAGUGCACAAAAGCCAUGAGGUUCAAGACAGAACGCUGAAAGUGAAUAGCUGGAAACUCUUCCUGGGGAGGGAGUGGUAUACCUGAAACUGAAAAAUCAUUCCAGGUUAUGUGCUCUGAUGAAAACUCAAGGGAUGUACAACAUGGAUGUUGCUUCCUCAUGUGGGGAAGAGUGAAGAAUUAUCUAGCUCAAUAUCUCAAGUCCAAGUUGCUGAUUCCAGAUGAUUUGGGAGGCUUAUCCAAACCAUUCAAGCAUCUGGAGAAUAA
This is a messenger RNA of Cinclus cinclus, 2858 nucleotides long. It is a transcript of the gene PLA2G4F, whose product is annotated as phospholipase A2 group IVF. The record is from RefSeq and is a predicted model, not a curated record. Gene Ontology annotation, biological process: glycerophospholipid catabolic process. Bases 1 to 2559 code for a protein of 852 amino acids. Lineage: Eukaryota; Metazoa; Chordata; Aves; Passeriformes; Cinclidae. Gene Ontology annotation, cellular component: cytosol. The transcript is spliced from 20 exons. Gene Ontology annotation, molecular function: calcium ion binding; calcium-dependent phospholipid binding.